UCAACGUCUGAGCAACGAGCAGCUUCAAGCGUCAGGUCAUUCGUCAAGCAGACGAAUUUCUGGAAGAAGCUUCGAUUGUUGGUCAACACAAACGCCAAACUGGCAAGGCUACAUCGUGACGUCAUAAAAAAGGCAGCGAGCGACCCCUCGGGCCCGUUCUACUCCCAGAUGAACCCACGCGAGGUGGCGCUGGUCGCAAAGAGCUACAAUGGUCUACAGUUUGAUCCUCGGGAAUUUAAAGCCAACAGACAGAUGCGAACAAUUGAAGAGGUCAAGCGAAUCUUGAGGCUACCACCGGAGGAGCGAACAGACGACGAAAUUCAUUGUGCGAUGAUAGGACUGAGAGGAAUCAACUCAAUAGCAGAGUACCCGGUGAGGAUGCAGAGGUAUUUGGCGCAAUACGGAGCUAUUGAAUGUUAUGAUGCCAGGAGGGUAAUUAUAAAACAAGGAAGAGUUCCUGAAGCCUUUUAUUACAUUCUGUAUGGGCGGGUAAUAGUAGCGGUCAAGGAUGACGUCACAGGCCGGGUUGAGAUGAAAUGUUACCUUCAGAGAGGUCAUUUUUUUGGGGAAAUCGCAAUCAUUCAAGGAAGUUGUAGACAGUCUUCUGUGAUGACAGCAAGUUACACUGAAUUGUUGAGUUUAUCUAAAAACGAGUUCGAGAAAUAUUUCAUGGUUGGAGGCGUCAAAAACAUCAACGACCCGGAUCACAAUAGCUUUGUUAAGUCCCUCCACUUCCUCAAGGACUGGCCGCUGGAACUUAUUUUAUCUGGAACUACAGAUCACAAACAUGUUGCCUUUGGCUAUUUCAAGCGCGGCUCUGUUCUAGUGAAGGACAGCAACUUCUCGGACUGGCUCAUCGUUGUCAAAUCUGGUUCGUUGACCGUGAUGAAAAAGUUGCUUCAACCAGCCGUGGGUAGAACAGCUGGGCGGGUCAAGUCACGCAUCAAUUCAUCCAGGGAUACACGAGAAGGUCAGCUGGGGUCAAGCUUCGUCUGCAGCAAGUCACGUGCCAGUCGAGAGGAUAGACGGGAUAGGUGCUCAGCUCAGCCAAUCAAAACACUUGUUACUGGACGCUGGUCAAACGAGAAAAGAUUGGAGAGCUUACCUGUCAAAUCACCUGAAGAAAUUUACCUGAAGGCUAAACCAGAUCGUUCCGCUUCAUUGGAUUUCUCCAACAAUGACGUCAUCCAGGUGGAAGAUAAAAUGACAUUCCUGGAUUACCUCGACUCGGCCUACAACAAAAGGCCCCACUUAGCGACCGAGGCAGACACCAGUCCACAGUUUGUGAUUUUACAAACACUUACCAAAGGAGCUGUGUUUGGGCUGGCACAGUGCCUGUUUCCUGAGCAGCCAAGCAUGGCGGUGGUCAGCAACGGAGCCGACUGUUUGAUGAUCAGCAAAAAGUUGUUCCUGAGUCACGCAUCGCCGGACAUGAUGCGCAGAUUGCGAGUGGAGGUCUCCCCCUACCCCAGUGCCAGCAAGCUGCAAGAAGACCUGGUGACCCGCGUCCAGUGGGAGACCUACAAGCUCGCGCUGGUCGGACAGCUGGUGGACAAACGUAGGUCCAAAGUCCAAGCCGUGAACUAUUUAUAGCACAGUGUAACCCUGCUUGCCAUAGGCCUAACGCUGAGUGUUGAUACAAGUCAUAGAAUGGGGCUUGUCACAUGUUGAUAAAGUCAUAGAGAGGAGCUUGUCAUAUGACAUUUAGCUCUCAUGAGAUAGACUAACCGCUUGACCAGCGAGACACUGACCUAUGACCUUUAGCUUAUGUUUGUCUUUUUACCUACCUCACGACUAGAGAAAUGUGACGUCAGUAGCUGAAUGCUGAAAAUGUGACGUCAGUAGCUGAAUGCUGAAAAUGUGACGUCAGUAGCUGAAUGCUGAUAAUCUGUGUUUAGCGGUCCUGUUUUCACCUGUGUCAAGAC
Molecule: messenger RNA, 1925 nt
Organism: Physella acuta
Lineage: Eukaryota; Metazoa; Mollusca; Gastropoda; Physidae
Source: RefSeq, a predicted model, not a curated record